This is a messenger RNA of Suillus bovinus, 762 nucleotides long. RefSeq lists its product as uncharacterized. Gene Ontology annotation, molecular function: acyltransferase activity, transferring groups other than amino-acyl groups. The transcript has a single exon. Lineage: Eukaryota; Fungi; Basidiomycota; Agaricomycetes; Boletales; Suillaceae. The record is from RefSeq and is a predicted model, not a curated record. The annotation marks the transcript as partial.
AUGCUAAGUUGCGCGCAAAAUGUGGCACUGUGGCCCCUCAACUUCAACAACUACCAGAAUGCUAUUCUUGAGGUUCUAUGGAACAAACUCAUGGAGAGCGCGGUAGAACCAAUGCAAGCGCCGGUGCCAUACCUGAUCAAUUUCGCGGAAGAUUGCUUGCUUUGCGCCAUCGUGAUGCUGCGGAGCAAGUACGAUCCAGAGGACCUAGCAUCUGAUGAUGAUUUCCCUGUAUCGUUAGAGCAAGAAGCCACCUAUGAAGGGGAACCGAUUGGCCUCGUGUACGUCACUGCUGCCCCUGCACAGAGCGCAGCCCAAGAAGCCAAUGUCGGGCUCAUCAUCUCUGAAUGCCAUCAACACAAGGGGUUCGCUCGCGAAGCCUUGGAGCUUGCGCUUAAAUGGGCUUUUGAAGACCUCAAGUUCCAUCGUAUCCAAGCAGCGCUCAUGAAUGACGCCCAGAAAGACCGCAUAAUGCGUCUUUUCGUGGGACAGGGGUUUACGCACGAAGGUACUCGACGGCGUGCGGUAUUAAAGCAGGAGAGACUGGGUGUGGUCGGUGUCUGGAAAGACGUCACGUACCUUGCGAUGCUUGAUACGGAGUGGGCGCUUAGGGGUAUGGUGAAGCAUAGAGUUUCGGUGCCGACGUUGUGGGAUGAGAUGUUCGCGCGACAUGCGAGGGAGAGAGAGGAGAUGGUGAGGUGGGACGAGGAGCAUCAUAGGAUCAGGAAGACAUCGAGCACGGAAACAUUGCGCGAGGGGAACAAU